This is a messenger RNA of Cimex lectularius (bed bug), 932 nucleotides long. RefSeq names its product 60S ribosomal protein L13-like. The record is from RefSeq and is a predicted model, not a curated record. Bases 247 to 915 code for a protein of 222 amino acids. Lineage: Eukaryota; Metazoa; Arthropoda; Insecta; Hemiptera; Cimicidae. Gene Ontology annotation, molecular function: RNA binding; structural constituent of ribosome. Gene Ontology annotation, cellular component: ribosome; cytosolic large ribosomal subunit. The transcript is spliced from 2 exons. Gene Ontology annotation, biological process: translation.
AUUUUCGUUUAAAAGUCGUGCGGAAUACAAUUAUUUAAAAAAAGUAUAAAUAUACUGUUUUAUUUUUCUUAUUUGAUAUAUAGGCUGUCAAUACUGGCAAUGUUUUUAUCAAAAUGGCCGUACGACUUCCUGCUGGACCACGUGGCUUAGCUCGAAAAUUAGCCGUUACAGGUUUUGAAUUGUGAAACUUGAAAGCUCCGACUCAUUUCUUCCGGGACAGCACUUUUUCCAGAGAAUAAAGUCAAAAUGGCACCGAAGAGCAACAACAUGAUACCGAACGCCCAUUUUCAUAAGAAAUGGCAAGACUACGUGAGGAUUCGUUUCAACCAGCCGGGACGAAAGCAGCGACAACGUCUUAAGAGGAUCAAGAAGCAUGCCAGGCUAGCACCUCGUCCGACUAAAAAGCUUCGCCCUGCAGUAAGAUGUCCAACUGUCAGGUAUCACAUGAAACUUAGAGAAGGAAGAGGCUUUACUCUUGAGGAAGUAAGAAGAGCAGGCUUGUGCCCUGCGUACGCAAGAACAAUCGGUAUUACGGUUGACCCAAGGAGACGUAACAAGUCCGUCGAAGGGAUCCUUCUCAAUGUCCAGCGGCUUAAGGAGUACAAAUCAAGGUUGAUCCUUUUCCCUAAGAGCAGCAGGGACAAAUUACGCAAGGGACAAGAGUCAACCAAGGAAGAGCGUUCACUCGCCAAACAGUACACAGGGAAGUUGCUUCCAAUAAAGCAGACAAAUGUAAACACAAAAGCGCGCCAGGUCACAGAAGAGGAGAACAAGUUCUCUGCCUGGGAAGCAUUACGCAAAGCCAGAAAGGAGGUGAAAAUGUUGGGAAAAAACAUCAAGAAAAUGAAAGAGGCGGCUGAAUGUUACGAUGAUGGAGGCAAACUAAGAACGCGCAAGAAAAAAUCAGAUGAUUAAAAAAAAUGUAAAUGUUA